CAACUACAUUAUUUGUAUGUUGUUGUUUGCUAUCAAGUCAAACAAAGAAACAUCACUUUGCUCAGAAGAUCAAAAGAUGGGGAAGAAGAAAACUGUGAAGUACUUUGUGGUUGAUGCUUUCACUGAUUCGGCUUUCAAAGGCAAUCCAGCUGCUGUUUGUUUUCUCAACGACGACGACAACAGCGAGAGAGACGACACGUGGCUUCAGUCUCUCGCCGCCGAAUUCAACAUCUCCGACACUUGUUUUCUUACUCCCAUCACUGGUUUCGAUGCUCGCUUCAGUCUCCGGUGGUUUACCCCUUUAGCUGAGGUUGAUCUUUGUGGUCAUGCAACUUUGGCAUCUGUUCAUUGUCUCUUCUCAAAUGGUUUGGUUGAUUCAGACAUGGUUGAGUUUGUCACAAGAUCAGGGAUUCUUUCAGCCAAGCGUGUUUCAGAUACUUCAGAGCUCAAUGAUGGUGACGUGAAAGGAGGAUCCUUUUUGAUUGAGUUGAAUUUCCCUGUGGUUACAACUUGUGAUAUUAAUCUCAGUGAUGUCUCCUCUUCUAUGAUUACCAAGGCCUUGAACGGAGCUACCAUUGUUGAUAUAAAAGCUACUGCGACAAACAACAUCCUCGUUGUGCUUCCAUCUAUGGAAUCUGUCACUGAAUUGCAACCAAGAAUGGAUGAUAUAUUGAAAUGCCCCUGCGAUGGCAUAAUUGUGACAGCUGCUGGUUCUGCAGGAUCGGCCUAUGAUUUCUACAGUCGUUAUUUCGCUCCUAAGUUCGGAGUUGAUGAGGACCCUGUUUGUGGAAGUGCACAUUGUGCAUUGGCACAUUACUGGAGCCUCAAGAUGAACAAAUGUGAUUUCCUAGCCUACCAAGCUUCGCGUAGGAGUGGAACAAUUAGGAUUCAUCUAGACAAGGAGAAGCAGAGGGUUCUCCUGAGAGGCAAAUCCGUGACUGUGAUGGAAGGCCAUGUCUUGGUUUGAUCUGAAAUGAUAUACUGUGUUGAUUGACUUCUGCUACAAGACAAGCUCCUUCCUAUAAUGGAAUAACAAUAAAUUUACUAUUUUCAAAACAAAAUAGUGUCAGCUGACUGAUCCCACCUUGCAUGAGGUGUGGUACUCGUAGGAGCCACUGAUAGGAUAUGUCUAUGUUUACUGACCAUGUGUGUUCAUUUGUGUGUGGCUACUGUCGUUGUUACAAUUACUAUCACUGUAUUUCCCUUCUGGUCAAUUAAUUAGAUCUUGUUUGAUUUGAUAGAA
Arabidopsis lyrata subsp. lyrata is the source of this 1243-nucleotide messenger RNA. RefSeq lists its product as uncharacterized. Gene Ontology annotation, cellular component: cytoplasm. Gene Ontology annotation, biological process: biosynthetic process. The transcript is spliced from 6 exons. Lineage: Eukaryota; Viridiplantae; Streptophyta; Magnoliopsida; Brassicales; Brassicaceae. The record is from RefSeq and is a predicted model, not a curated record. Gene Ontology annotation, molecular function: isomerase activity. The coding region runs from base 17 to 967 and encodes 316 amino acids.